GCUCUCAACAGUAAAAAGAAACUACAUGAGCAUGCUGCUUUCUAUGUGGCCUUCUCAGUCACUGCUGCUGGGCUCCAAGGCUGCCCUGGGAAAGUCAGACCUGGACAGCAGCAUGCCCUCCAUGGAGACCCUGAAGGGCCCCAGCCUCAGUCAGCACUUCAGAAUGACAGUGAUCUGCAUAGUGCUCCUGCAGGUGCUCCUGCAGGCAGUGUCUGUGGCUGUGACUUACAUGUACUUCUCCAAGGAGCUGAAGCAGCUGCAGGACAAUUACUCCAAAGUCGGACUAGCUUGCUUCUCAAAGGAAGACGAGGAUUUUUGGGACUCUGCUGAUGAAGAGAUCUUGAACAGACCCUGCUUGCAGGCUAAGAGGCAACUGUAUCAGCUCAUUGAGGAGGUGACUUUGAGAACCCUUGAGGAAACCAUCUCUACAGUUCCAGAAAAACAGCUAAGUACUCCUCCCUUGCCCAGAGGUGGAAGACCUCAGAGAGUGGCAGCUCACAUUACAGGGAUCACUCGGAGAGGCAACUCAGCCUUAAUUCCAAUCUCCAAAGAUGGAAAGACCUUGGGCCAGAAGAUAGAAUCCUGGGAGUCCUCUCGGAAAGGGCAUUCAUUUCUCAACCACGUGCUCUUGAGAAACGGAGAGCUGGUCAUCCAGCAGCAGGGCCUGUAUUACAUCUAUUCCCAAACGUACUUCCGAUUUCAGGAGGCGGAAGAAGCUUCCAAGACAGUCUCAAAGGACAGAGGGAGAAUCAAACAGAUGGUGCAGUAUAUAUACAAAUAUACCAGCUAUCCCGACCCCAUAAUGCUGAUGAAGAGCGCCAGAAACAGUUGUUGGUCCAAAGAUGCUGAGUACGGACUGUACUCCAUCUAUCAGGGGGGACUGUUCGAGCUCAAAGAAAACGACAGGAUUUUUGUUUCUGUGACGAAUGAGCAUUUGAUGGACCUGGAUCAAGAAGCCAGUUUUUUUGGAGCCUUUUUAAUUAACUAAAUAACCUGCAAAGAUCAAACACAGCCCUAAAAUACCCAGUGAUCUUCUAGGUUGAAGGCAUGCCCAGAAGCGACUGAACUGGUUAGGGUAUGGCCUGGCUGCUGAAACCUCAGGAUACAUGUGAUAAGAGAGGCAACUGGAACACAGCAGCUGCAGGCCAAAAGCCCAGCCACAGACACUUUAGUGUUUCGACGAGGCACUUGCUUUAUUCCCCCCAAAUGAGAUCACUAUAGCCUUUCAAUGAUCCACCUGGUACCAGUUUGCAGAGAUCUAGGUGUCCAGUUUCUAAAUAUUUAUGCAACAGCUCACAAUUUUCACCUUUGUUAUCUGGUCCAGGGGUGUGAAACCCAGUGCUCCAGAGCUGUGUGCAGACUGUGAAUGCAGGUCAGCAUAAAACUCACAGAAUAUCUCACCUA
Messenger RNA from Arvicanthis niloticus (Nile rat), 1404 nucleotides. RefSeq names its product TNF superfamily member 10 (gene Tnfsf10). Lineage: Eukaryota; Metazoa; Chordata; Mammalia; Rodentia; Muridae. Gene Ontology annotation, molecular function: tumor necrosis factor receptor binding. Gene Ontology annotation, biological process: immune response. The record is from RefSeq and is a predicted model, not a curated record. Gene Ontology annotation, cellular component: membrane.